AUGCCCAAAGAUGCUUUCUCCGACUGGGUCAAGCCAAAGAGGGGGUUUGGAAGAGCAUGCACCAGCUCGAGGAGUGUCCAGCUCCGACUCAGCGGCAGAAAGGCCAUCGGUCUCCAGUGGAUCUGGGAUUGGCAUGACACGCGGAGUGGCCGGAAUAUUGGCUGCGCUAUCACUGUCCAUUGGCCUGGGUCCGAAGGUGGCGAUGCCGGCGGUGUCUCGCAGCCCGUGUUGUCGAACGGCGUUUCUCGAAAAGACAAGAAUCUUGACGGCGACAAAGAAAGAGCUGGGUCACUUCCCGUCGAGUGUUCGGAGACGUUCACCUCCACACUGCUUUCGGAUUCCCGGUUCGUGCAUGAUCGGAUAAGGAUGGGGAGUGGCGUUUUGUGCGGUUGA
Chaetomium globosum CBS 148.51 is the source of this 393-nucleotide messenger RNA. RefSeq lists its product as uncharacterized. Lineage: Eukaryota; Fungi; Ascomycota; Sordariomycetes; Sordariales; Chaetomiaceae. The record is from RefSeq and is a predicted model, not a curated record. The coding region runs from base 1 to 393 and encodes 130 amino acids. The transcript has 2 exons.